CGCGGCGCCACCAACAUGGCUGCAGUGAUGGGGAGGUUGUGUCUGUGGGCGCUGCUGGUCGCCGCCGCUACCGUCACUGCCAGCUCCGGACAUAAACACCUCUCUGACUUCAAACGCUGCCUGGACGAGGAAUGCAGCUUGCUGAUGUGCCGUGGUAAAGCUGUGAGGAAUUUCGUGGGUCCCGACUGCCGCUUCCUCAAGUUCAAAACGGGGGAAACCAUUUACGUUUAUUAUAAGUUGGCAGGGAAGAGGAAUGACCUUUGGGCGGGAAGUGUGGGGAGCCAGUUUGGAUAUUUUCCCAAAGAGCUGAUUGAUAUAAACCUAGUGUACUCGACUACUGAGGUGGAGUUGCCAGCUGAGGACACGGAUUUUGGUUGUUUCGAGGAAGGCCGAGAAGAGUUUGAUGACGUGGAUCUUGAUGACCAGGUCAGAGCCGCAGGGUCAAGUGAAGACAAGAGCAGAGAGCGUGUCGUAGAAAAGGGCACAGGUCCGAGAGAGAAGAGGGAGGAUGAUACGGGCCAAGGUGCUCCAGAUGAUGAGUUAGGGAAGACUUCGACAGUGCCUGGAGAUAAAUCUGGGGACGAUCAAGCAAGCGAAGAGGAAGAUGCAGUUCAGUCUGCAGAGGAGGAAGUCAGUGACUCCCAAACACAGGCUGAAAGCAGAGGAGUUGAAGCUGUAGAUAGUGCACUAAAUAAUGAACAAUCUCUUCAUGUUGAAGAUGAAGAAUCUGCAGAAAAACCUGCUGAUGUGGGUGAUAAUAUUUCUUCUUUGGAAGACCAUUCAACAAGAGAGGAUGGUAGUAGCCACGUUAAAGUGGGCACGCGUUUGGAAUCUAAUUCUCAGGACCCAGAAAGCUCGCCUCCCACAGAGGCAGGGCGUGAAGGGCUACGUCGAGGUAACGGAGACAUUCGAGGGUCAGCGGGGUUGUGGGGUCGACUGGCAGAAAAUCAACUUGAAUCUCAAGAAGGUGAGCUGGAAGCAUAUCAUGAACUUGAAGGCUCUUCAGUAUUAGUAACUGGAUUUGGGUCAACAGAUGAUGCGGUUGUGGUAGAUGACGAAGUGACCAGCAAAGUCACUGCAUUAGAUGAAGAUCCAGAGUUUGAUGCAGAAUUGGAGACGGGAGAUUUGGCCGAGUCUCUUGAGAGAAUACCCUUGCUUUCGUAUUUGGAUACUAAAUCACUCCCUGAACAAGGUGGUGUCCAAGAUGAGGAUGCUGUUGAAGACCAUCAUUCAAAAUCUAGUGAUGGUAACACUAAAACUAUAACUCAAACUCUAGAUACUCCGGAGGCUUCCAUCAGUACAGAAAAAGGACAGUGGUUGGAUGGAGUAACUCAAGAAAUAACUAAAAAUGAGGAAAUACUAACUUCAGAAGAUACAAAAAGGAGAGGGCUAUGGACAACCCUGGGAGACACCAUGUCUGCAGUUGUAAGGGGGGAUGAGAUAACGUCCAAGGUUACAGAUCUGGACAAUUCUGAAGACUUACCUGAAGACACAAGAGAUGUAAGUCGUGAAGCUUAUGAGGAGGAAGAUAGGAUCUAUUUAUUGAGUAUGUCAGAGGAGGAGGCUGAAAAUAAGCUUCUACGUUCAGCCGAUGAAGCAGUUGGAACCGAGGCUGAUGUAGAGGAGGGUUCUCCUGAAUCUGAAGCCGCAGUGCAGGCUCUCGACACAAGUUCAGAAUGGGAAACCAAUCACGACACAGAGAAAGAGGAGGGAGCGGAGCUGGAGCCACUCGAUGCAUCCAAUGUCGAGGGUCAAGAAUCAGGGCAGCACCAAGAAGGUAACUUGCAAACAGAGAGUGCCACCCCCAGAAAGAUGGUGGUUGACGAUGAAUUUGAGAAUGUCCCAGAAGUAGGGGAAAGUAAUCAAGAAAUUGAACUGCAAAGUGACGCUGAGGUUAAAUCAGGGACUGAGAUGAAUCAAUAUCACCCAGAGUUUGACCAGUCAGAACCAGAAACUGGAGUGGACAAAUCAUCCAAGUCUCCUGAACAUGCAUCCUUUGAAAGACCUGGUACUGUAAUUGAAGGGUUGAAAUCAAAAGAUGAAACCAAGGUGGUAACAAGAGAAGGGUUUCCUGCAGAAGACAUCAAUACCACACUUUCACAAGGUGAAGUGAAAGCUGAGGAUGGGAAAAGCUCUUGGAUGAGUGGCACAGACCUAGAUGACCGCAAGAUGCUGAAGCUAGAAGAUGACGUGGGAGAGAAGGACCCGAGAGAGAUAAAACUACCUUCAGAUGGUUCCGUAGACCUGGCUGCCAAUAGUAUUUCAGAACAAGUCCAAGAAGAGGUGGACGAUGUUGACAGUUUGUAUGCACCAUAUGCUGAAGUGCAGCCAGAUCAGCUGUUAGAGGAUGAAAAUGCUGCAGACGCCAGAAUGGCGAGGGAACAUGAUGCCAACGCUAAUCGUGAAGAUGGAUUAGAUGAUCAGGAGUUAGAUAUUGAUGACAUGAUCGUAACAGAAGAAAGUAAUAUCGUGGAGCCAGAGGUUCUACAAGAUGGAGGAGAAGAGGCCGCAAAGGGAUUUAAGGACACUACGGUUGAGGAAGAUCAUGAAGUAGAAAAAGAGGGAGCUCAGAACAUUUACAAACAAGCAGAUCAGAUUGAAAGUCAGAAGGAAUCAGAACAGCCCUCCCUUAGGCCCCUGGAUAAGGAUGGUCUAAGUACAGAGGAUGAAGGCCGGUCUCAGGACUUGAAGCAACUUUCAGGGGAAUUACAUAAAGAAAGCAGCGAGUCCGAUGAGGGUAUGCAAACUGAAGAGAGUGCAGAGGGUGGGGACAGGGGGCCUGAGGCUUACCCGAAGAGUGAAAAUACAUCCAACCCAUCUAAAGUUGAAGGGAACAAGACUGAAGAACUCACGCUAACCAGUAAUGAUAUUGGGAUACAAGACACAAGCAAAAUGUUUGCAGGUCUAAAGUACCAGCAGGCUGUGGAGAAACUUAUCAUUUUGAAAGGCUCCUUGGGUGAAAACAGCUUGGAACUCGUGCUAAAGUAUCUGAGCCAUCAGCAAGUUCUGGAAGUUGAAGCUGCACUUCAGGAUUUGGAAGAGGUACUAAAGCUUGCAAAGUUAUCCACAACCGACAAGCACAUUGAGAAUACUCUUGACGAUAUACUGGAGAAGGCAGAGUCAAACAUCCUUGACAUGGUGGACAAUAUGUUGGACAAGAGAGCUGAAAUGAACCAGUUGAAGACGGAGGAAAAAGAUCUGGAGAAUGAUGAUGAAACAAUGAUCCUGAAUGACCUUCAGGAGGCCAUAUUUCAAUUGAGGAUUAAAUACUCACCUAUCAAGGAGAGCGUUGCUCUUGCCCCUGGAGAAGAUUUGUCGCAGAAACGAAUUCACCCCCACCAUGAUUCAUUGGACCAAGGCAAGCAGGGAGCACCAGAUGGGGAGGAAAAGGAGGAGGAAGAGGAAGUGGAGGAGAAGAAAGAGGAGAAAAAAGACCAGCUGGAAAAAAGUCUGCAUUCUCCGCUUGUAACGAAGAAUGUAUCACAUUCAGGGGGAAAGCAGGAGCCGAGCGCAGUUGAAGGGUCACGGGGAAAUGUGGACUCUACAGAGGCUGCAGCGUCUCAGGAGAGAGAGGAGGUUAAAGAGACUGCAAGGGAAACAUCUUCUCCAGAGAAGGACGGGGAAAAAGAGCUUCCUUCUGUAAGCAGUCCAGAGGGUGGAAUAGGUCGAGCACAGGAGGAGGCUGUGGCAGAACCAGCAACUCCGCGUGUAACACAGAGACGUACCUGGGGAGAGGCUGAGCAAGUGGAGGCACCUCCUCUGAACAUUACAAAGAGGAUGGAAGAGGCUGGGAGAGAGUCUUCUCCAGAGGGAGGUGCUGGACAUGACGAGACAGGACAGAGCAAAGGCAGGGAGCAUGCGAGAGGAACAGGCUCUCCGAUGGUCGGAGAAGGAGCGCAGGAGGAGGAGGUGGUCCGGGGAGGGUCUGUCCUGAAAGCUGAGGACGAGGAGGCGUCGCUGGGAAAGUCGGAGGGGAUGGACGGUGGGGGCGACAGUCCCCCGAGUGAAGAGCAGCAAGAGAUGGGCGAUGUGGGUGAGGCCACAACCGAGGGUGUUGCUGAGAGGGCUCGUCUGGAGGAGGCGAGAGGGUCUCCGGCCUCCCAGGAAAAGAGUCAGUGGUUGCCGUGGGUUAUCUCCGCACUGGAAGGGGUCAUCAUGGCUACCAGCAACACCCUGGGACCGGUUGCUCAUUCCCUCUCCGAAUCCCUUAUGUCCUCUAUGACUGAAGAAAUGAGGCUUGGCCCAGAUUUCCAUGGAGUGCCAUGGGAGCCUAUUUUAAUAACUGCUGCUCUGGGAAUCCUUACUUUCUUUAUCUUUAUAUGGCGAACCUGCCUUUCAGUGAAGAGCAGAAUAUAUCAAAUCUCUGAAAAACAGAUAGCUGAGAAAGUCAAGCAGCUUAUUCAGGAAAAGACGGAGGUUUUGGAGAAAUUGUCCACUUAUGAAAAGAAGUUGGAGGAAGCCAUAAUCCUUAUGGAUGAGGCCCAGAAUGUGAAAUCCACAACUUCUGUUGAGACUAAGAAACUUGAGGCAUCAUGCCGGGAGCUAGAACAGGUGAAUCUUCAUUUGGAGACCCGAGUGAAAAAUCUGCAGGCAUCACUAGAAAAAGAGAAGGAAGAGAAUACAAAACAGCAGACUAUGAUUGUAGAUACUCAAAAAUCUGUGAAAAAAUUGCAGAAGGUUAAUUCAGCUCAUUUAACUGAUCUGUCGCAGGUUCAGGUAGCCCUUUGUGCGACCAAAGCAAAUGAAGAGAAACUGCAAACAGAUCUACAGUCUAUGAUUGAAAAAAAUGCAAGGCUUAAGCAGAGCAAAAGUCAGCUGCUGAAAGAGGCAGAAGGCUGGAGCGAACGACACAGUGAACUUAAUGAGCAAAUUAAGCUCUGCCAGAAAGCACAGAGAGACCUCGAGGAAACCCUGGCUUACAAGAACAAUGAAAUUGAGGUGCUGAGCGACUGUGUGAUGCAGCUUAGGCAGCUCGACACAGAAUGUGACGAUGAAGAUAACGGAUGGGAUAAGGAAGUGGAUGGCGAGGUGGCUAAUGGUGAGCUGCCAGAUAAAAACAAGAAGACAAAGAUGAAGAUACAACAAAUGAUGGAUGUUUCGAGGGUAAAAACUACCUUGAAGAUCAUUGAAGAGGAAAAGGAUCAUUUCCAAGCCAAGCUGACAGAUGAAAUAAAAGCAAGGCGAGAACUGGAGGAGCAAAUUAAACAGCUUGAACACAACUUCGCAGCCAACGCCACAGAAAAGUCGAAGCUUGAGAAUGAAUUUAAAACAAUGCAGCAGAAGUUGGAAAUCCUGUCAGAGCUCUACCACCAGAAGGAGAUGGCCCUGCAGAAGAAGCUGACCCAAGAAGAGUGUCAGCGUCAAGAGAAGGAGCUGAAGCUAACUGUGGCUGAUGAGAAAGCGCUUCAGGCACACAAGGAAGUGAAAAUGUACAAGCAAAGAAUUCAAGAAAUGGAGGAAGAGCUGCAGAAGACUGAGAGAUCGUUCAAGAAUCAGGUUGCUGCGCAUGAGAAGAAAGCUCAUGAAAACUGGCUAAGUGCACGUUCAUCCGAAAGGACACUCACUGAGGAGAAGAGGGAGACGGCAAACCUGAGACAAAAGUUGAUUGAGUUGAACCAGAAGCUCUCCCUAGUUCAAAGACCUUCGAUAAUUAAGCCAACGCCAGGAAGGCCUGACAGGCAGGGUCCUCCAGGAGCACCUCCACCUCUGGGACCAGCACGCAGAGCUCCAGUCUCUCGUGAUGACUCCUAUGGUCCAUCCCCUGUGAGCACUGGGCCUCCUUCACCGCCAGUGAUGCUGGAUCUCCUUGUCCGUCCACCCUCUGUUAAUGCAAGUCGUGGUUUCCCCUGGGAUCGGGGUGACGGAGGCCAUCGAGUUCCUCCGCCUUCCCGUGAGUGGAUCGGACCUGGCACGGACCGCUUAGGGCCAUCGUCUGACCAUGGUUCACCACCCCCUCAGUGGGACCGCAGGCCAGGGCCAAUGGAUGGCUACCCUGGGCCCCAGAGACCAUCUUCGGAACUGGCUGUAAUGUCAGGGCGGAUCUCUGGACCCAGUGAAAUUCGCGGACUUGCACCAGCUAAUAGAGCAGCAGAAAUGGGCCCAGGAGGACCUGGCCAACUGCCCAGCGGACCGAGGACAUCUUCUCCAAACACGACAGAGUCUAUGGCGGUGAAUGCUAAUGCUCCUCAGCUUGUGCCGUCCUUCCCAGGGGCACCUGUAAUGAACUCUCCUCUGGGUGGAAUGCCUCUUGCAGGACCCCGCCAUGGAUUCCCACCUCCCCGAGGCCCCUACGGACCAGUGCCACACAUGCAGAACCAUUUAGUGCGUGUUCCAGCUCUCCGAGAUUACCCCCCGUUCCCACCUCCGGGUCACAGACAGUUCCUUCCUGGACCCUUACCACCACCACCUCACGUUCUAAGAGACUUCCCACCUGGUGCCAGGGAGUAUCCACGUGGACCCAGGGGUCUACCUCGUGGGCCAACGCCACCUCCUGGAGCCCACGAGUAUCCCCCCCACCCCUGAUAACCGCCAAUGAUUUUAAGGACUGAUGCCAGGCUUUCGACUUGACUGAUCACCCACCUCAGGCCGUUGUCUUUAAUGUACUUCAACCAGAUCUGCUAGAGAAUCCUUAAAGUAUUCCAUGGUCCUGGUUAAUUUUCAGUUACCUGUAAUCGGGAGUAAUUUCACUAGCAAGUCUGAUUCUCAGACAUGUUUAAACUAUGCUGGCCAUUAGAGAAUCCUAUUAUUGUAGCAAUGGAUUUAUCCUUGUGAAAGAUGAUCAGAUACGGACAGUCAUCGAUUCAUUCUUCAGCCAGAAAACACUCGACAGCUGGAGUUCUGCACCUUUGGAAAAGGAUGGAAAUGUUCAUGGAAAUUUGAAAAUUAAGUGUAACGUGCGGUUUACAGCUUCAAAUCUGCCAGGAGAUAGCCACUCUGCCAAUCAAAGGAGUAAAUAGUGCAAUAUUAGGGUACCUGUGUCUCUUGUGCAGUAAAUCUGUCAGCAGUGUUUUGAGGCCUUUUAUUUUUUAUGGUUACAAAAACAAAACUUUUCCUGUGGAAAUAAUUAAUGAGAACGGCCUCAUUCUGUAACCAUGGCAAUACAUUUGUGACUUAUACACAGAACAUUUCAAUGAACAAUCCAGUUGUGUGUCAGCCAGUCUGUUUUUAGAUUGAUUUUGCUUUUGGGGGGGGGGGGGGGGGGAACAAAAACACAGGAACACCCUGUACAAGCAAGGCCAGAUGUAACUUAUUUUACUAUUGAGAAUUUAUUAAUAAAGAU
Molecule: messenger RNA, 7279 nt
Organism: Amblyraja radiata (thorny skate)
Lineage: Eukaryota; Metazoa; Chordata; Chondrichthyes; Rajiformes; Rajidae
Gene: mia3
Product: MIA SH3 domain ER export factor 3
Exons: 29
Coding region: 16-6522 (2168 amino acids)
Biological process (GO): endoplasmic reticulum to Golgi vesicle-mediated transport; vesicle cargo loading; protein secretion
Cellular component (GO): endoplasmic reticulum membrane; endoplasmic reticulum exit site
Molecular function (GO): protein binding
Source: RefSeq, a predicted model, not a curated record